CACGAUUAAAGAUAUUGUCUUAAAUCGUGGUUUUUAUUUAAAAAAUUAGUGUUUAGUACUAAUAUUAAUUUAAAAUAUUAAUUAUCAAAACACAAAUUAAUAAUAAUAAUAACUAAUUAGUAGAUAAACAGAAUGAGCCUAACUAUACCGAAUUGUCUAAAUACUCUGAAUUACCGUAUCUAAAAUCUAUUUAAAAUUUAAAAUUGGAACUCGACAUUUUUAUCAAGUCUGAGUAUUGAAGAAAUGCACCCAAAAGGAGAGUCCAGUCAAACGAAGGAUGACAUUGAUUUACUAGAUGAGUUACUAAACAAAACUAACUGCGCUCACCUACAUUAUAAAGUCCAAGACUGCAUAGCCACAACAAAGGAUUGGAGAAAGUGUCAAGCUGAAGUGAAAGAGUUUAAACUGUGUAUUGAAAAAAAUCAAAAACUUGCAAACAAAAACAAUGUUUGAUAUUUCCAAUCAUGAAUUUAUUACUCCAUUUGUUGUUGGUCUUUUGAUUGGCACAGGAGUUUCAUAUGGAUAUCGCAACAUUCGACCACUACUUUCUGGACCAUUAAAUGCACUUUCUGUACACAAUAAACUUGUAUUAGUUGUCAGAAAUGAUUUGGGAAUGACUAAAGGUAAAAUAGCAGCACAGUGUUCCCAUGCUUCUGUUGAAUGUUAUAAAGCGGCAAUGCAACAUAAACCUCAAAUGGCAAAAAUAUGGCAAAUGACUGGACAAAGGAAGAUUGUAGUUAGUAUUAACAAUGGUGAAAAAGGUCUUAAUGAAUUAUCAAAGGUUGCAAAAUCCCACAAAGUACUUUCUUGCAUUGUUUAUGACGCUGGAGCAACUCAAGUCAAAGCGGGAACACCUACUGUAAUAGGUAUUGGUCCAGCUAACUCUGAUGUUAUUGACCAGAUCACUGGGCACUUAAAACUUAUUUGAGUUGUAGAAUUUCAAUAAUAUAGUAUUUUAUUUUUAAAAGUA
Rhopalosiphum padi (bird cherry-oat aphid) is the source of this 970-nucleotide messenger RNA. RefSeq names its product peptidyl-tRNA hydrolase 2, mitochondrial-like. Gene Ontology annotation, molecular function: peptidyl-tRNA hydrolase activity. The coding region runs from base 446 to 928 and encodes 160 amino acids. The transcript is spliced from 2 exons. Gene Ontology annotation, cellular component: cytosol; mitochondrion. The record is from RefSeq and is a predicted model, not a curated record. NCBI's taxonomy places the organism in Eukaryota, Metazoa, Arthropoda, Insecta, Hemiptera, Aphididae.